Molecule: messenger RNA, 1983 nt
Organism: Trachymyrmex cornetzi
Lineage: Eukaryota; Metazoa; Arthropoda; Insecta; Hymenoptera; Formicidae
Exons: 9
Coding region: 1-1971 (656 amino acids)
Source: RefSeq, a predicted model, not a curated record
AUGUGGAUGACCGAUGUCGGGAUGUCCACGGCGAUUAAACCGGCUGGAUCACAAAUCGAUAUACCUAGAUACCUCGACACCGAUCGAACUAUGGGCGUGUUUGUGGAUAUACGAUGUCCGAAUCAAAACGUCAGCGGCAUAUUCAACGAAGGUACAACUCAUCGUAUGUAUGACUAUUCAUAUGCCUGGCUGAUCUUCGGGAGCAACUUGAACGACAGUUUGCAGAGUUUAAACGAUAGUGGCUUCAGCAUUGUCACGGAUUUUGCGAUCUUGCUGCCGAACGAUAGCGAUUACGUUCUCUAUGACGUAUAUAAUCACUGUAAAAUGCGCGGCGGAGUGCUUAACGUUACAUGGCUCGGUAGUUGGCGAGAGAACGAAGGACUUACGAUCAAGUUGACCGAUUCGAGAAUCAACAGACGACGAGAUUAUCAUGGAAUGCGAGCCAAGGCGGCCGGAAUUGUGCUGCACAGACCAGAGAAUGUGAGUUUGAUAGAUUAUCUGGAGGGUGACAGCCUCGAGGUCAUGGACAAUUGGCCGAAAUUCGGACACACUCUUCUCUCGCACGUUGCCAACAUGUUUAACUUUACCAUGGACCUCAUCGAGAUUGAUCACUGGGAGAAGAAUGACAGUAAUGGCCCCUUGAUGGGCACCUUGAAGAGGGACGAUGCGGAUUUGGGUUACUAUCCGUCUAUCCUAACGAUCGAGAGAUAUGGUUACGCGCGCGUUAUUUUUCCACAAUGGCCCACGCGUACCUGUUUCAUGUUUCGUACCAUACCGGCGACGAAGAUGAAACCCUGGAUAAUACUGAAACCGUUCGCGGCGGACACGUGGUACUCGAUCAUCUUGAUCGUGGUGAUUACAAUUCUCAUCCUCUCCUGCAUACUGAAGUUAGAACGUGCCGACGAUUACGGCUGCAGCAUUUCGGCAUUGAUCGCCGUUGCCGCAUUAUGCCAGCAAGGUUUUCCUUCUCUCUCUAAUCAAUCGGCCAGUCGAAUCGCCUUAAUUCAGAUCACAGUCUUCGGCCUGUUGGUAUACAAUUAUUACGGAGCGGCGAUAGUGUCAGCCAGAUUGAAUGAGCCUCUUCAAAAAAUGAAUGAUUCAUUGUAUUCGUUGGCGCAUAGUAAGAUGCAGAUGGCUGCUGAGAAAAAUGUCUUCUUCAAUUUUUUGCUGCGAAACCCAAGACCGGACGUACAAUACUUCAGACCCUUUUGGAACGCUAUACCGGAAUCGAAGAGAUUUAUCUCGCUCGAGGAGGGCGUGGAGGGAAUAAAGAGAGGAGGUUUUGCUUAUCACGCGGAUCCGGAUGAUAUUUAUCCAUCCAUCGAACUUGCAUUCGACAAACAGAUGAUAUGUCAGUUAACAGAAGUUCACCUGUUGAAGUCUGAGUUGGGCCUGUGGUCUAAUCUUAAAAGUCACUUUCACGAAAUCUCUAAAAUAGCAUUACUGAGGAUAAAUACUUCGGGAUUACGGCGACGAGAAAUACGUCGUCGGUCGGCCAGGAAGCCUUAUUGCCCAAGUGACGAGAUUUUCGUCUCCAGCGUGACCAUUUAUGAAGCGGCGCCGAUCUUAUUUCUUUUGCUCUUUGGUAUGAUAAUUUCACUUAUCGUAUUUGGUAUCGAGUAUUUUGUCUUCUACACAAUGAAUUCGAAGCAAACAUCGGAUAUUACACCAGGCAUUAAACCAAGCAUUAAACCAAGCGUUAAACUAAACGUUAAACCAAGCAUUAAACCAAAUAUUAAAUCAGACAUUAAACUAGGCAUUAAACCAGGUAUAAAACAAGGUAUUAAACCAAGUAUCAAACCAAAUAUAAAACAAAAUAUUAAAUCAGACGUUAAAACAGACACUAAAAUCGACAAGAAAAAUAAGAUAUUACUAAAAGAUAAAGUUCCGCCUAAAAAUAACAUCAUUCUAGUGCUCCCAGAAGCGAGUAAUCUCUUUCAACAAGUGCUUAUGUCUAAGCAGUAUCAAUAAAGAAUAUCGAGA